Anopheles bellator is the source of this 1002-nucleotide messenger RNA. It is a transcript of the gene p24-1, whose product is annotated as transmembrane emp24 domain-containing protein 7. Gene Ontology annotation, biological process: intracellular protein transport; endoplasmic reticulum to Golgi vesicle-mediated transport; Golgi organization. NCBI's taxonomy places the organism in Eukaryota, Metazoa, Arthropoda, Insecta, Diptera, Culicidae. The record is from RefSeq and is a predicted model, not a curated record. Gene Ontology annotation, cellular component: endoplasmic reticulum; endoplasmic reticulum-Golgi intermediate compartment; COPII-coated ER to Golgi transport vesicle. Bases 297 to 962 code for a protein of 221 amino acids. The transcript has 5 exons.
ACCGCCACAUCAUGCUUACAUAAAGCCUGAGCGAUAUCCAGUGGGUAUGCCCUGUACGCCAAAAAUAAAUUUACGGCGCAAACGGAUCGCAUCAACGCACCAACUCUAUAUAAAAAAUAUGGAGUUGAGCCAAAUUAAAGCGUGAUUACAGCACAUCGAGUGCGGUUGACGUUGCAUAGUUUUCGUUGUUUAUGUGAUUCCACAAAUAAAGCAGUUCCGAAUAUAUUUUGUCAUAAGUUAAGUUUUCCACCUUGCCAUUGGACAGCGGGCUAGUGUGAUCGAAUCUUCAUCUAAAAAUGCAAAAAAACAAGCUUUGUCGCCAUGAUGGCUUACGCUUGGGUGUAGUUUUAUUCGCGAUAUUUAUCGUGAAAAUAGUAGAUAGCGUCGAGCUGACUUUCGAGCUUCCGGAUAACUCCCGAGAAUGUUUUCACGAGGAAAUACGGAAGGACCAGACUGCAACACUGGAGUUUCAGGUGGUUAGCGGUGGUAGCUAUGAUGUGGAUGUAACUCUGGAAAGUCCCACUGGCGAAGUAAUAUAUCGUCAAAUAAAGACACAAUUCGACAACAACCAAUUCGUUGCCACGGCUACCGGCAUCUACACUGCGUGCUUCAGUAAUGAAUUUUCAACCUUUUCACACAAAAUUGUGUACAUGGAUUUCCAAGUUGGAGAAGAACAACCGCUGCCGGGUAUUGAAGAACACACAACGGUUCUGACGCAAUUGGAAACAUCUGCACAGGAAAUACACAAGGCAUUGAACGCCAUUCUCGAUUACCAAACACAUCAUAGGCUUCGCGAAGCUCAAGGUCGGAAAAGAGCCGAAGAUUUGAACGAACGUGUUUUGUGGUGGUCUCUCACGGAAACGGCUGCGAUUCUGUUGAUAGCAAUCGGACAAGUGCUUGUGUUAAGAAAUUUCUUUUCCGAAAAAAAACCAAGCCAAAUGAACUAUCAAGUAAUGAAAUGAAAUCUAUAAUUGUAUGUAAUAACGAAAUAAAACUAUUGUG